CACUCACUACGUGCUGGAGCUAAUCUACAGUGUGCUGCUGGAGAAAAACUGCACUUGAGGUUGAUCACUUUUAUAAUGUUUUGCUGAAACCUGUCGUACAUUUCUGUUCAUAAAUUCAGCACUUAGAGGCAGAAGUGGAAAGCAUGCAGCGCGUCUGUUGGAAAGGAGCACAUGCAGCAGCGCGGCAAUGUGUGUGUGGGAAAGUGACGGGGCAACCGUUGCAGCAUUGUCGCAGAUACGCCACAGCUGGAGAGUCUGGAUCUACUGCUGGGAAAAUAGUGGCCGCUAGUCUUCUGACAGUGGGUGGAGGUGUCGGUGGUACGAUCCUUUAUGCCAAAUGGGACCCUAAAUUUCGAGCAAAUGUAGAGAAGAGCGUUCCCUACUCUGAUCAGUUGUUUGAGAUGGCACUUGGCCCUCCAUCUCCUCCACUUGUCCCAUUACUAAAGAAACCGGUAAAGGUGGAACCUUUGCAAAUAUCCUCACUGUCAGAAGCCUCUAAGGAGUCCAAGCAACCUAAAGCUAAAGCAAAGAAGUCUGAUCCAGCCCCUCCAGCCGCUGUAGAGGAUGCACCAGGACCACCUGCCCCAAAGACGCUUGAGGAAGCCUCUGCCGAGGCAGCUCAUAUUAUUUCAGCUCUCAGUGAGGUGCCCUCUGUGCCCGCCCCGGGUACGAGCGAUGUAACUGCACCUGAGCCCCCCGUGCCAGCCCCCCCUGCAGAAGAGUGUAAAGAAUGCGCUCAUCCUGAGACUGUGCUGAAGGAGAGAUCGGCAGAUGAAGUGACCGCUCGACUCGCUCAACAGGAUAAAGCUGAGCAUGACACUUUAAUGGCUUUGACUGCUGGACUAGAAGAAACACUGGGCAGCACAGCAAAGGUGACCCUACAGUCCAUGGGAGCCCAGGAGGCCGCACUAACCGCCAUUGCAGCACACACAUUCAAACUCAAAGAGGCCAUGGACUCACAGACUCCUCCAGAUAAGAAGUCAUCUCAGUGGAGAGAACUGAACGAGGCUAUGAGCGAGAGAACCCGAGCUGUGGAUGAGGCCGGAGAAGCCCUGCUUAAAGCCAAAGAAGAGCUUGAGAAACUUCGUAGCGUGAUCAACCACGCUAAAAGAUCCAAGAUCGAUGGGGCGAGACCACAGAUACUGGCGGCAGAGGAGAAUUUACACAACAUGAUCGUUGAUCUGGACGCUGUUGUAACCAAAGUCCAGAAUGCGCAGACGGAGGCGAAGAUCGUCUCUCAGUACAGUGAGCUGGUGAAUGAAGCCAAAGUUCAAUUUCAGAAAGAGCUCGCCAGCAUCACACCUGAGAUCCAGGCCAACUGGAAGGGACUCACGGGGAAGCUGAGCGCAGAUGAUCUGAACGCCCUGAUCGCUCACGCUCACCGGCGCAUCGAUCAGUUGAACCGUGAGCUGGCUGAGCAGCGAGUGAGGGAGCAGAUCCACAUCGAGACUGCUCUGGAGCAGCAGAAGCUGGAGAAUAAGAAAAGUGUGGAGAGAGCCGUGAUUUCUGCUCUGGAGCACAGCCAUGAGGACAUGAGACUGGAGCAGGAGAAGAAGAUGCAGGAAGUGCGUGAGGUGAUGGAGGCUGAGAUGAGAACCCAGCUGCGGCGUCAGGCUGCUGCACACACAGAUCACCUGCGUGACGUGCUGAAGGUGCAGGAGCAGGAGCUGCGUGAGGAGGCACUAGAGAUCCUGAACAGUAAGGUGAUGGAGCAGGAAACUCAUUACCGUAGACUGACUCAAGAGCAACUGGACACUUUCACCCUGGACAUGAAUUCUGCUUACGCCCGACUGAAGGGCAUCGAAGAGACCAUAGACAGUCAUGUUAUUGCCGAGCAAGAGGCCCGUAAAGCUCACCAUCUGUGGCUGUCUGUGGAGGCUCUGAACUACACCUUCAGGUCGGCAGGUGCCGAUUCCCCCACCGAGCCUUUAGAUGGCGCUGUCUGUGCAAUUAAAGAGAGCUGCGCAGAAAACGAGUUCGCUCAGGCUUUGGCCGGCGCCAUUCCAGACGAGUCUCUAAGCCGAGGGAUCUACAGCGAAGCUUCCCUCCGAGCGCGCUUCUACGACAUCCGCCGGCUCGCGCGACGCGUGGCUCUUAUCGACGAAACCCGCAACAGCCUUUACCAGUACUUCCUGUCCUACCUGCAAGCCGUCCUUUUGUUUGAGAGAGAACAGGAGGCUCCUCCUACUAAGCUAAGGCCCGAGGACCUCCACACGUUCAAGCUGCUCGCCUAUGCGACCUAUAGCAUCGAGCACGGCGACCUGGAACUCGCCGCAAAGUUCGUCAAUCAACUCAGAGGAGAGUCGCGGCGUGUGGCGCAGGACUGGCUUAAAGAAGCCCGGCUUACUCUAGAAACAAAGCAGGUGAUCAGCCUGCUAUCAGCGUACGCCAACGCCACGGGGCUGGGCACCACGCAGGCCCCUUAGCCACACCCACUCUGCUGAGAGUAUGUAAAUUAGGAGGAGUGUUACGUGUUAACGGAACCUGACGCUCCUCUGGUUAAUUUAUAAGUAUGUUGCGUGCUAGCCAAUUUGUUUUCUUAUUUGUCUAAAGCACUUUUGCAGGAAGGCUCUGCCCUCAAAAUGUACGUGGCCUACCAUCCAGAAGAACCAGUGAGAGUACCAGGUGUGCAUUUAGCGGUUAGAAAGGUCUUUGGGUCAGCGUGACAUUAGCCUGUCUCAGAUUUCACAUGUAACGCUUCAGUUUCAAAGUUCUAACUGGUUCUUUAUUUAGCAGACUGUUGAGAAUUAUCAAUCUUUCUCUCAGUGUUCAAUAUCAAUAAAUCAUGGUUGUUGAAAAGAAUGCUAUUUCUUAUUUUGGUUUAUUUUUCAUCAUAAUUUAACGUGUAUCUAUUAAUGAUUUUAAUUAGCUUUUAUGGAUAAAAUAUGAUGACGCUUCUCAUUUAAAACCACACUCGGGUUUGGCUAGUUUGCAUCAGCAGGUCAAUGCCUUUAAAGAUGGAAUAGACUUCAACUGGUAUUACACCUGACAUUUAUUUUGCAUUGUGCCUUGUUAUGAUACGGUGUUAUUUCACAGAUAAAUUUGUGUGUAGCUGUAGGUGUUUUUAUUCCACUGCAGUAUAAAGUGUCCAUCUUAAGUUAAAUCAGUCACUGAAAACACAUCAUAUCACUCCUCCUGUGGAGAAAGUUCACGUCACCUCAAAUUUGUCUCAUCUUUAGCUGUCGUGUCUUAAUUAAUGAAUUAUGAUUUCAGCAAAUCACUGUAUGAUCUGUAAAAACCGUUGGGAUGCAAAUUAAAAAUGAUUUAUUAGCA
Molecule: messenger RNA, 3273 nt
Organism: Triplophysa dalaica
Lineage: Eukaryota; Metazoa; Chordata; Actinopteri; Cypriniformes; Nemacheilidae
Gene: immt
Product: inner membrane protein, mitochondrial (mitofilin)
Exons: 14
Coding region: 144-2426 (760 amino acids)
Biological process (GO): cristae formation
Cellular component (GO): MICOS complex
Source: RefSeq, a predicted model, not a curated record